AUGAUGGGUAUUCCAGUGGUCGUAAUAGCAUUUGCAUUUCUGGCCGGAUGUCAAGCUCUCCCACUUAAUGAAAGUUACGACUGUCUGACCGACGAUGCUUGUGAAAAAAUCAACACCACUACGCGCUAUAACAUAAACAACAAACUGUACUGCUGUCAGCGCGGAGACGGUAUUAGGUUCACCAGUAGCCAAUUCACAUUUUAUAGUUCCGGUGGCCAGACUUCAAAUGUGACUUCAGACCAGUCUGUUGACACGACAGACGUCAACAAGCAAGAAGGACCAGCGGGUGGGAAGAUACAGAGAAAAAGCAGCUCCAACACUACGUGCAAGUGUGGAGCGGUAGACCAAAAGAAACUAGAUGAGGAGAUGUCAAAAUACUAUCAGGAAAUGUCGGAACACAUGCGUCAAUUGUUUGGUUGGUUUUGGCCCUUCUGA
Candidula unifasciata is the source of this 435-nucleotide messenger RNA. The record is from the annotation of a GenBank genome assembly. NCBI's taxonomy places the organism in Eukaryota, Metazoa, Mollusca, Gastropoda, Stylommatophora, Geomitridae.